Tigriopus californicus is the source of this 1375-nucleotide messenger RNA. RefSeq lists its product as uncharacterized. The record is from RefSeq and is a predicted model, not a curated record. NCBI's taxonomy places the organism in Eukaryota, Metazoa, Arthropoda, Copepoda, Harpacticoida, Harpacticidae.
UUUGGUAGUGGCUCUUCCAUCCGCAUAGUUAAUAUGUUCUAAUCGUGUGACAUUGGGGUGUCCGUGUGCAAGACAUGGAAAAGAAGCAAAGCAAGCCUCCCAAACCUUUUAAGAUUUUAGUGAAUUUCUUUCACAGAUCAAAGAAUCGUUCCAGCUCAGCUCCUUCCGGAGUCAACCGACAAAGCUCAAAAUCCGACGCUGCAAAACAAACUAACUUCACCGUGGUGAAAACUCCUUCCAUAGCCACGCCAGGCGAUGAGUUACAAUUCGACACCUUGUCCAAUGGGUCCGGACUUCUACCACCCGGUCUUUACACCGAGGUUGAAGCAUUGCAUCUUUCUCGCGGCGAUAACCCAUACAUUCAGAAAAUCUCCAGUCAAGACAAUUUGGAUGAGUAUCUCGGCUCGGAGAUCGGCUCGUUUGCUCGAUAUGCCAGCCAAAGCCUGGUGAGUGGGAGUCACUCUCUCAUGAGCCCAGAGCCUCCGUAUUCUCCAACCAAGUCUUGCGAUGCCCUCACCUUGUCGGAGCUACACUCUCACUUGGUGCGAUCUCCCCCACCAGUCAAUUGGCCCACAAGAGAGCUUCCAUUGUCUCCCCGAUCAAAUGGAACCUUCUCGCCCGACUCGAGCGAUGGCUUGGAAUCAUCGGAAUACAACGGCAACGCCAACUGCUACAUGCGUAGUCAGUCCGAGGAGCAUAUUCUGUCGCCAUGUCGGGAUCUUUUGAAGGCUGGCCUUUUUUCCCCCGUACGUGGGACAACGCCCGAGCUGAUGACCAUGAGCAUGGGACCGGAGACCUUGGCUUGCCAUUUCAAUAGUCCCAAGAACCCACGAGAGGCCAAAAUCAGACGAAACUACACGUGUAACUUGUCCACUGAAGAUACUCUAAGUCCAACCCGACGUGGUUGCGAGGGUGGCACAACUCCAUCGUUUUCAACGUACACUAUGAUGAGUGGUGGAUCUUCUCGGCAAAAUGCAGAGCAAACUCGAAGAGGCUACGGCGGUCGAACUUUGGGUGGCAAGCGAUCCACGGGCGACAAUUUCUUUUCCACCUGGCGAUCUCAAAGAUGCCGUAGGUCAUCGGAUCAGCAUCAAGAUGCAAAAUCCAUGGAAAGCUUGCAGGUUGACUUUUAUCGAAUGGGAGGGGGGUUCAGUCCAGGAACCAGGAAAUCAAUUUGCUCAUUUGGCGGCGGUGGAAUGUCACCACGAAACGGUCCAUUAACUUUUACUCGCUUUCGCUCCUCGGGGACUAAAAAUGAUCCAGAUCUCUUGUUUAUUCCUUGAACCACAAUGUGUUACAAUCUACUUAUACAUAAAUCUAUAAAAAUCUGCAUCGAUUAAAUCCUAGAGAACAAUAAAACCGUAUUGACGUGGAA